CUUCUACCUCGCCGUUGUUUAUUUGAAGUCAACCGACCCGUCACUAUAUCACAGACUUUCUUGCUUUUGACAUCCUACUUCCUGCUUAACAACCACUACCCUCCUCUCAACAACAAGUGUAUGACAGCCCAUCUUCUCCUUCUGUUACUUCUAUAUAUCUGACAACUGAAGUGUCAGCAAUUUUCUCGAUCAUCAUGUCCUACCAACCUACCACCAACGUCGCUUCCGGACUUGAAGGACAGCUCGGCUCAGACAAGAUCACCGAUCACGUCUCGUCCCCAGCUGGACAGCUCCCCGGCGAGUCCUCCACACUGGUUUCACAACCUAGUGUCUGCAACCCUGAGCUCCCAAACACUCGGGAACAACGGAACCAUGAUCGCGACAACGAGCUCGAGAACACACAGAUACCUCUGAACAGCGCAAGUUACGACGCUGACGACGAACAUGUGUCAAACCCUCCCGAUUCGUCAAGCCCACCGUUUACUGCGGAAGACGUCGACCAGGAUGUACAAGAGCCCAUCGGUAACCGAGCCGACGUCCCCCAAACCACCGAGGAGACUCUGCGCAGCCAGGCGAUAGCCUGGAUGGAGGCAGUCUACCAUGAUGCACCCAACGGAACGGCGAUCGCCCCUCCAACUUGGUAUGCCUCCUCUCACAGUACCCCUUCGCGCCCGCGCGUUUGGAUCAAAGACUUUUUCACGGGACAUGUCCGUCCUCGCAGGCUGGUUAAUGACCGCCUUGCGGAGAUGUCCCUCGUGGAAAGGGAGAGGUGGGAAAACCGCCAGAGGAGGAUGAGGGGCGAGCCGGCGGAGUGA
Messenger RNA from Neurospora hispaniola, 815 nucleotides. RefSeq lists its product as uncharacterized. The record is from RefSeq and is a predicted model, not a curated record. Lineage: Eukaryota; Fungi; Ascomycota; Sordariomycetes; Sordariales; Sordariaceae. The transcript has a single exon. Bases 195 to 815 code for a protein of 206 amino acids.